Molecule: messenger RNA, 1562 nt
Organism: Saccostrea cuccullata (small rock oyster)
Lineage: Eukaryota; Metazoa; Mollusca; Bivalvia; Ostreida; Ostreidae
Product: SH3 domain-binding protein 2-like
Exons: 13
Coding region: 194-1243 (349 amino acids)
Biological process (GO): signal transduction
Molecular function (GO): SH3 domain binding
Source: RefSeq, a predicted model, not a curated record
CUAAUCGAUAAAUUAAAAGUAUCUUUCAGCAUUAUAACUGCAUGACUUAUAGGAUCUACAUGGACGUUUUAGAAACCAGUAUACAUAUUUUGGAUUUAACUUUGAAACAGGAAGUUAAAACAUCAUUUCAUGUGUAGAGUUACCUGUGCUUAAAAAUUGUUCACAUGAACGAUUAUGAAGAAGUUGACACAAGAUGAGCGGAGGAACAUUCAAUCGGAAGAAGGAACCCUUAUCUGAACCUCACAGACACAUAGGUGCUCAAGACCUUUUAAAACAGAAAGAGAGUGUGUGUCACAGUGGAUUUCUGCGCAACCGCGGGAAAUUGGAGAGAAUUGUUGGAUCAAAUGCAUUAUUUAAAGCCAUAUUUUCAGAACUUUCGAAAUGGCGUCAGCGGUUUGUGAUUAUUGGGCGAGGGUGUCUGUACGUCUAUAAAGAUGAACAUGGAAGAUCUCCAAUAUAUUCCGUGUCUCUCAGAGGAUAUUGCAGAGUGGAGAGGCCUCCCCCAGCAAUGGGGAUAGAGGUGGACACGAGGAGGUGCUUUCAGGUGGUGCCGUCACACGAGGCUUCAAUGAAAACCUUUGUCUUUGGUUGUGCAAAAGAUGGUGAAAGGAAGGAGUGGAUGCAGCACAUCCGAGAAGAAAUGCUCCUUGCCAAUUCUGUGACGGACGAUGGAAAAGAAAUAUCAGGGACUGAGUCUGAUGAAUAUGUUUACUUGGAAAGACCAGUCAUUGAAAAGAUAAUAAAAGGAAAACCUAAUGUACCUAAAAGAAAACCUCCUAGCACACCCAAACAUAAUGAUGACGACACGGACAGUGAUUCUGAUUAUGAUAAGAUUGCAGAGGACGAAAUGAAGAAGAUCAGGGCGAAACCUUUACCGGCCAUCCCAUCCGAGGAAGUUGUGAAAAGGCCACAUAAGCCAAAGAAAUUGAAACCAAGGAAAAGUGAAGAUGAAUAUGUUUUUAAUGACUCCGACAGGGACAAGGCAAUAGAAAUUUUAUCCAAUCGAGGCAGCGGAACAUUCUUGGUGCGGAAAUCCAGAGCAAGUGAUCAACAAGUUUUAUCUGUCCAAACAGAAGAAGGAAUGAAAGAAUAUAAAAUUUAUUCUAAGCCUGACGGACUAACGAUCGAUAAUAAAACAUAUUUUCAAACAGUAGACAAACUUAUCGACAACUACAAACGAAUGACUCUUCCAAACCGGACAACGACUCUGUCACGGGGAUUCAGUGUCAGCGGAGAAGGAUAAGGCAUUGUAGUAAAACUGUUUUGACUUUCUGAUCUAUUUUCUAUUUAUCAUUAGAAUAUCUCCUUGACGACUGAUUUAGUUGUUAAAAUGUAAAUUAUUUAUUCACAAAUAGAAAAUACGUCAGUAACGUCAUAUUUUAGUUAGGAACGUCAAAGCAAAGGCAAAUUCAUUUUUGUUAUGAGUAUUCUUUGUAAAUGUCAUUCACAGUAAUAAAUAUCUGUAUUAUAUGUGUGAAAAGUCAUGAACACGUAUGCAUAAUGCCUAUAUUUUACAUUUUUUAAUUGUAAAUGUUUAUCAGGUUGUUAUUUUUUUUUAGAUA